AUGUUGAGAACAGGGGUUAGUCGAGCACGUAGUUGCUUCCAUAGACAGCUAUCGACGCUAUUAACGAAAGAUCCGAACCGGAUAACUCCACCAGAUGUCACUCAUCCAUCAAUCAACCGUGAUGAUGAAGAUGGAAGAACCAAACUAGUCAGUGCCAUUGCAAAUUCUACAAACCCAGACAAGUCGGAAUUGUAUACUCUCUUGAUACCCACGUUUGGUCCAUAUUUUCAACUAGCUAAAAGUGGCAUAGCUGAUGAAAAUCUUUUGCGGCAUUUUAUCAAAAUCAAUCCUGGGAGAGUGCUCGACACAUUUGAUCUUCUUGACAAACAUCAAAUUCCCAAUACGAGUGACGAAUUCAAGAGAGAUGUUUUAAAGAAACUAGUACUGGAGUACAAUAAAAAUGAGGAGCUAACAAUAGAUCGAGUAAUUGGUUAUUUAAACCAGCAUUUUGAUUCUAUAGAGGAGUUGCAUUUCCAAGAGUUGUUUGCUACUUUACUUCAACGUCGGGAUGUGACUCAGAUGGAUUCAUUCAUUUCCAAUGUUGGCGUUGAUACGAACCUUUUAUUGAAGGAAUUGUUUGAAAAUUUUGAUGAUCCAUUGGCCAAAUUUGCUUUGAUGAGAAGCUUUCAAUGUUGGUUCAAAGAACCCGAGUCGAUCAAACCUUGGAUAUAUGCAGUCAUUCUUGAUAUUUUAAACUUCCGGUCGCAACAAUUCCUUGUCAUAUAUGACAAAGCUGGUUGCAAGUUGAACAUUGAUGAGUUGAAUGACAAGGUUAUAAAGUACAUCAUUGAGUCAAAGAUUGACGUGAAGGCGGAAAACUUAGUGUUAAGAAAAGAGUUAAUCGAAGUGCUCGGCAUUGCUCAAAACAAUCUUGGUGAAGCAUUAAAGCAGUUUCAAAAGUAUGAGUCGUACUGCAAGUAUGGAAUUUCUAACGUACAAGUGGCUAUGGUCAAGGCCAUCUCUUACCAAGCGAUUAAACAAGACAAGGAGAUAUUCAAAACAAUGGCAGAAACAAUGAUUCCACCUGACUUGACAAUCCAACUUUUGCAAGUCCUCAUUAUCCUCAAAUCAUACUUUAAUCCCAAUGAUGGAUUAACUUUGUAUAAUGAUUACGUGAAUGGAGUGUCUGGGGUAGUCAAAGAUGGCUCGUCUCAAAAGGGGUUGCUUACACAAUCGGCAAUACUAGGAUUCCUUAUGAACAAUGAUCGUGAGUUUGCCUUCCUCUUGUUUGAUAAGGCUGUUGAAAAUGGAAUUAUUGUAGAUGAGUCUGAAAUUGCAACAACCAAAAAACUAUUCAAAGCGUAUAGUGAUUGCUUUGUUGAAGAUGAGAAUUGGGAUACAUCAGCAAGACUUAAGAUGAAGGAUGUCGUUUUGAACUAUGUUGAGAAUAUUGGGGCGUUACAGGUGAAAUUGUUGGCCUCGAUUGAAGAAGGAAUGUGA
Lodderomyces margitis is the source of this 1440-nucleotide messenger RNA. RefSeq lists its product as uncharacterized. The record is from RefSeq and is a predicted model, not a curated record. The coding region runs from base 1 to 1440 and encodes 479 amino acids. The transcript has a single exon. Lineage: Eukaryota; Fungi; Ascomycota; Pichiomycetes; Serinales; Debaryomycetaceae.